AUGUCGAAGCGCCUUCUGGAGAGGGAAAACGAGCACGCCACAGGGGGUGGCAACAACGCCGCGAUGAAGCAAGAAGUGAUCAGUCUACUCCCGGACCCGAAGCCGACUCUGCCCCCGCGCCCCUGUCUGUCCCCGCGCUUGAGCCCGAUCCUGCUCAGGGCCCUCAGUCUACUUAACAGCCUACGCCUGGCCCUGAAACCGACUCUGCCUCCGCACCCAAAUCUGCCCCGGGCCAUGAAGCUGACGAUUCCCCUGCGCCAGAAUUUGUCCCUGUCCCGGAGCCCGAGCCUGUCCUUGCGCUCGAAUCUACCCCCGAUGUUGAUGGAGCUGAAUAACGGAAAAAUGGUGGAGGGCCGAUGA
Penicillium pulvis is the source of this 360-nucleotide messenger RNA. RefSeq lists its product as uncharacterized. The record is from RefSeq and is a predicted model, not a curated record. The transcript has a single exon. The coding region runs from base 1 to 360 and encodes 119 amino acids. NCBI's taxonomy places the organism in Eukaryota, Fungi, Ascomycota, Eurotiomycetes, Eurotiales, Aspergillaceae.